Myotis davidii is the source of this 1064-nucleotide messenger RNA. Its product is annotated as zinc finger protein 599. Gene Ontology annotation, biological process: regulation of DNA-templated transcription. The record is from RefSeq and is a predicted model, not a curated record. The transcript is spliced from 4 exons. NCBI's taxonomy places the organism in Eukaryota, Metazoa, Chordata, Mammalia, Chiroptera, Vespertilionidae. The annotation marks the transcript as partial.
UUCUUCCUUCCCAUAGUGGCAUAUGAAGUCUUGUGUCUUCUGUGAUGGGUGGCAGAUAAAUCUGGGUGCUUCCCCUUUAAGAAGAUGCAAGCCUCAUUCCCUUUCUACAAGCCACCUUUUCCCAACGCCCCACCCACUCAGGUGGUGGUUUUGGAGAUUGGGAAGGGCUCCCCGGGCCAGGCUGCGAGCAAGAGAGAAACUACAUUACCCAGAAGUCUAGGCUAGGUGAGGAUCCGACUACAGGGUAUUCGGGACCUUGAAAGGGGCUGUGGUAUUGUUGGGUGGGACUUCCGGCGGCACCGGCGAGUUGGCUCUUCCAGCCUAGGGGUCUGUGCACUCUGCUCUCCAGGCUCUUCGUACCUUGCAGAGAAGCACCGAAAGGAGAGGACAGCCAUUCCGGCGCUAGCAGGACCUGGAGGAGGCAUCGGCGAGUCCGCGGGACCAUCUCUGCCGUCGCCUCUCUUGGCUGUGCUCCGCACACGACUUCCUUGUCGGUGCUAGUUCACAUGGACCUGGCGCAGACAUCAGUUACCUUGAAGGAUGUGGCAGUGACCUUUACCCAGGACGAGUGGGAGCAGCUGGACCUUGCCCAGAGGACCCUCUACAGGGAAGUGAUGCUGGAAAUCUGUAGGCUCCUGGUCUCUCUGGGAUACCCAGUCCCUAAAUCAGAGCUUGUCCACCUAACGGAGCACAGGCAGGAGCUAUGGAUUGUGAAGAGAGGCCUCUCCCAAAGUGCCUGUGCAGGAGCCAGAGAAAAAUCAGAGACUACCCCUUCUCAGCUGCUCCUGUCUGAGGGAUCCUCACUUCGGGCAUGGAUGAGGCAGGGAGCUUCAAGGGAAUCCAGGGCUGGAAAAACCAAAACUCAGGAAGGGCUGUCGGAAAUGCAAGAAGUCUUAAGGCCAGUGACAGACCCCCACAAGGAGAUGAACCCUAAAUGCAAUGAUUUGGGGUCAGAUAAUAGUCUACGCUCAAGGGUUUUACAUGAGCGAGUCUCUCUAGUAGGUGUUCUCCAUAACAGUGAUACACACAGACUAAAAGACCCCAGGAAUCAAACUGGGAAGAAC